This is a messenger RNA of Acanthosepion pharaonis, 1869 nucleotides long. The record is from the annotation of a GenBank genome assembly. NCBI's taxonomy places the organism in Eukaryota, Metazoa, Mollusca, Cephalopoda, Sepiida, Sepiidae.
AUGUGUUCAAUGCGCAUGUUUGCUGUGUCAUGUGACAGCCAUUACUCGAGCGUGAGUGACGCGAAAAAAGAGCAUAAAUCAUGGACAGAUUACCAAAAGUUCGAGACAACGAAAAGGAAAUUCUGUACGGCUAUGUAUAUGCUGUAUCUGGUCCUGUUGUCACAGCCCAGAAUAUGUCUGGCGCUGCCAUGUGACAUGGCCACUAUCCAAGUCUAUGAAGAGACAUCUGGUGUAACAGUAGGUGAUCCUGUUUUGAGAACAGGCAAACCGUUAUCUGUGGAGUUGGGACCAGGAAUAAUGGGAAGCAUUUUUGAUGGUAUCCAGCGUCCCUUAGAAGAUAUUUCUGAUCUUACUAAUAGCAUUUACAUUCCAAAAGGCGUUAACACACCAGCUUUGGACAGAUCUAAGAAAUGGGAAUUUGAACCCCAAAAUAUCAAGAUUGGUAGUCAUGUGACAGGUGGAGAUAUCUAUGGUAUUGUAUAUGAAAAUAUUCUAAUUAAGCACAAACUUAUGUUGCCUCCUCGUUGUAAAGGAAAAGUCACUUAUAUUGCUGAACCAGGCAUGUAUGAUUGCAGUGAUGUGGUUCUUGAAACUGAAUUUGAUGGCGAGAGAACCAAAUACAGCAUGUUGCAAGUAUGGCCAGUGCGACAGUUGCGGCCAGUUGCAGAGAAACUGGCUGCUAAUUAUCCUCUUCUCACAGGCCAGAGAGUGCUGGAUGCUCUUUUCCCUGGUGUCCAAGGUGGAACAACAGCUAUCCCUGGAGCUUUUGGUUGUGGUAAAACUGUAAUCUCUCAGUCCCUUUCCAAAUUUUCCAACAGUGAUGUCAUCAUCUAUGUUGGUUGUGGUGAACGUGGUAAUGAGAUGUCUGAAGUAUUGAGGGAUUUCCCUAAGCUGACUAUGGAAGUUGGUGGGAAACCUGAGAGUAUCAUGAAGAGAACAGCUUUGGUAGCCAAUACAUCUAACAUGCCUGUAGCAGCUCGUGAAGCUUCUAUCUACACAGGUAUCACAUUGUCUGAAUACUUCAGAGAUAUGGGUUAUAAUGUAUCCAUGAUGGCUGACUCCACUUCUCGAUGGGCUGAAGCUCUAAGAGAAAUCUCUGGUCGUCUGGCUGAAAUGCCAGCAGAUUCUGGCUACCCAGCCUAUCUUGCUGCCAGGCUGGCUUCCUUCUAUGAACGAGCUGGCAGAGUCAAAUGUCUUGGCAACCCAGCACGUGAAGGCAGUGUCAGUAUUGUUGGAGCUGUCUCGCCUCCUGGUGGUGAUUUCUCUGACCCUGUUACCUCUGCCACUCUGGGUAUUGUUCAAGUAUUUUGGGGAUUGGACAAAAAACUAGCCCAGCGCAAACAUUUCCCUUCCAUCAACUGGCUGAUCAGUUAUAGUAAAUACACACGUGCACUUGAUGAAUUUUAUGACAAAAACUUCCAAGAAUUUGUGCCCCUCAGAACCAAAUGUAAAGAAAUUUUACAAGAGGAGGAAGAUUUAUCAGAAAUUGUCCAACUGGUAGGAAAGGGUUCAUUAGCUGAGUCUGACAAAAUUACUCUUGAAGUUGCCCGAUUAAUAAAAGAUGAUUUCCUUCAGCAAAAUGGCUACACACCUUAUGACAGGUAUUGCCCAUUCUACAAAACUGUGGCAAUGUUAAAGAACAUCAUCACAUUCUAUGACCUGUCCAGACAUGCUGUUGAAAGCACUGCACAGAGUGAGAAAAAAAUAACUUGGGGCAUCAUUCGUGAACAAUUAGGGGAUAUCAUGUAUAAAUUAAGCAGCAUGAAAUUCAAGGAUCCAGAACAAGAUGGUGAAAGAAAGAUCAAAGCAGAUUAUGAUGAACUCUUUGAAGAAAUGCAGACAGCAUUCCGAAAUUUGGAAGAUUUUUAA